AUGAAUCUAUGGACAAGUAGCAGUACCACAAAAACAGCAGCGACAACAAUUACGACUACAGACGAUAACGCGUCGAUGAUGGAGGCCUUUAUGUCAUCUUCUUCCGAUAUGGGUUCUUUCUGGCCCGCCACAUAUGCUCCUAAUCCUGCUGACCAAUCGAAAUCCUCGACGUCAGCGGCACAAAUUUUCAAUCAAGAAACGCUACAGCAGCGUCUGUCGGCGUUGAUCGAGGGUGCCCAUGAGAGCUGGACUUACGCGAUUUUCUGGCAGUCCUCGAUGGUUGACUACGGUGGUCCGUCCCUAUUGGGCUGGGGAGAUGGGUACUAUAAAGGCGAAGAAAAUAAAGGGAAGCGCAAGACGGCGGCGUCACCGGCGGAGCAAGAGAACAGAAAGAAAGUGCUGAGAGAGUUGAAUUCGUUGAUUUCGGACCCACAAUCUUCGGCCGAUGAUGCUGUUGAUGAAGAAGUGACUGAUACGGAGUGGUUUUUUCUCAUCUCCAUGGCUCAGUCCUUUGUGAACGGGUCCGGGCUUCCAGGCCAGGCAUUGUACAGCUCGAGUCCUAUCUGGAUCGCUGGGGCGGAUAGGCUGGCUGCUUCUCACUGUGAGCGGGCCCGUCAGGCUCAGAUCUUUGGACUUGAGACCAUGGUUUGCAUACCUUCUUCAAACGGCGUCGUGGAACUUGGUUCGACCGAUAUGAUUUUCCAGAGUUCGGAUCUCAUGAACAAGGUUAGAGUUCUAUUUAAUUUCAAUGGCAUGGAAAUGGGUUCGGCUGCUCCGGCCCCGGGCUCGGGCUCCCGCUCGGGCUCUUGGGCAGCCUUGGCGGAGAAUGACCCGUCAGCUCUGUGGUUGACUGACCCUUCGUCCUCUGGUGUGGAAAUAAAGGAUUCUUUGAAUAAUAACAUUGGACUGGGGAGUUCAAUCCCUUCGGGUUCGGGUAGUGCUAGUAAACAAAGUUUGUUUGGCAAUGAAAAUCCUAGUACUAGUACUUUAACGGAGAAUCCGCAGCAGCAGGAGCAGCAGCAGGCGCCGGGGUUUUUUGCUAGGGAGUUAAACUUUACCGAAUAUGGGUUCGAUGGGGAUAGUGUUAGGAAUGUGACUUGUAAGCCGGAGACAGGUGAUAUUUUGCAUUUUGGGGAGAGUACUAAAAGGAGUAUGUGUGGUGGGAGUGGAAGUUUGUUUGGGAUUCAGGAGCAGAAUAAUAAAAACAAUAAUGUUAGCAAUAAGAAUAAGAAUAAGAAGACGUCCCCAACCUCGAGGGGGAGUAACGAGGAGGGCAUGCUUUCGUUUACUUCGGGUGUGAUUUUGUCAUCUUCGGGUGCUGGGAAGACGAGUAACGGUGGUGGUGGGGAAUUGGAUCAUUCAGAUCUCGAGACAUCUGUGGUUAAAGAGGCGGAUAGUAGUAGAGUUGUUGACCCUGAGAAACGGCCUAGAAAAAGGGGUAGGAAGCCUGCAAAUGGGAGGGAGGAGCCUUUAAAUCACGUGGAGGCGGAGAGGCAAAGGAGGGAGAAGUUGAACCAGAAGUUUUAUGCGCUUAGAGCUGUUGUACCGAACGUGUCCAAGAUGGACAAGGCUUCACUUCUAGGAGAUGCAAUAUCAUAUAUUAAUGAGUUGAAAUCGAAGCUUCAGAAUAUAGAGUCAGUUAAGGAGGAAUUGAAGGGCCAAUUGGAGUCAGUAAAGAAGGAGUUGGUGAAUAAAGAGCCUCGAGGUUCAGCUCCUCCAUCCGAGCAAGAUAUCAAGAAGCCAAACCAUGGUGGUAACAAGAUUGUUGAUGUUGACGUGGAAGUUAAGAUCAUUGGUUGGGAUGCGAUGAUACGGGUUCAAUCUAGUAAGAAGAACCACCCAGCAGCAAGGCUGAUGAUGGCCUUUAAGGAACUAGACCUAGAUGUUCAUCACGCUAGUGUGUCGGUGGUGAACGAUUUGAUGAUCCAGCAAGCCACAGUGAAUAUGGGGAGCCGAUUUUACACGAAAGAACAGCUUAGGGUUGCAUUGACAUCAAAAGUUGGUGAAAAUCAAUAA
Fraxinus pennsylvanica is the source of this 2016-nucleotide messenger RNA. The record is from the annotation of a GenBank genome assembly. Lineage: Eukaryota; Viridiplantae; Streptophyta; Magnoliopsida; Lamiales; Oleaceae.